AUGCGGCGAGACCGUCUGCUGUGGUACGAAGAAAUUAUCUUCACAUUGGACGACCUCCUGACGCCAGCCCCUGUGGCUCUUUUCUCUCUAUCCUCCCACACGUCCGACUGGACGAGGCCACAGGUCGAGGCUGCGGUCGACCAACUGUCUCGAAGCCUUAGACGUCAGGAGACGCCUGAUUCCACCACCACUUCCUAUUACGCAGCCUUGGCUCUCGCCGUUUUUGCUGUCGCCAGCGGCGGCGAGAUUGUGCAGAGAGAUUCGCUGGUUCAGGUUGUGCUAACUUAUAGUGCAGCCUUCGAAAAGAGCGAUUCCCAGUCCAGCGAAUGCCUUGCCCUCUUCUUCGCGCUCUUAUCUCUCAUUGUGAGUGAUGCUGAGGACGAGACCCGGUUUCUGGCCGCCCGCUUUCUUCGCAAACUCAUGGAGAUAUGUCGCUUUUCUGUGAAUUUGCCAACGGACCCCUUACCCAUAACGAUUCUGCCGCAUUUUAUCGACUUCCUGCUGCAACAUUGGUCACGAUCCGCCGUAUCUGGUUUAUUAGAAUGGUUGUACAAGGCUGUUGUGGGUAUGUGGAUCCAAAGCCCUGAGGUAGGUUAG
Molecule: messenger RNA, 597 nt
Organism: Dibothriocephalus latus
Lineage: Eukaryota; Metazoa; Platyhelminthes; Cestoda; Diphyllobothriidea; Diphyllobothriidae
Source: the annotation of a GenBank genome assembly